AUGCCAGCCGACUUUGGAGCCUCCGUGGCGGCUUCCACCAUUGCCAUAACAGCAAAUAAAUUGUUGGAGUUGGCCAGCCAUGGAGUCGGAGAUCUAGUAGAUGUAAAUAAAAACCUUAGACUGUUGGAUAUGGCAGCUCAAAGAAUCCAAGAAAGGCUUGAUAAGCUUGAUCCUCAGUUGAUGGACGUGGCCCGAUGGAAGUCAUGGGUGCAAGAGCUAACCAAGAUGUGCUACGACAUAGAGGACAUAAUAGAUAGCAUAAAACUAGCUAGCAUGAGGCGGCGACAGCGUCUCACUCGUCCGAGGAAUUGGCUGUACAGACUUCUCCAUCGGGGGCCAAUGAGGCUACCUGAGGAUGAUCAAAUGUUAAGUGAAGCGCACAAGAUCGUCUUGUCGAAAUUGACAAUGUGGGGACUCCCUCGUAAGAUAAGCACCUUGUUUCGAGAAUUGGAGAACAUGGAGAAAGCAAUUAACUUGUGGCCGCAGAGUUCACUCAAUCACAGCAGGGUGCAAGAUGAUCCGAAUGAAAUAUUGCGUCUUUCAGAUGCAUUGGCCCUCCCUCAAGGAAGGCAGAGUGACAAGGACAACAUUGUACAAAAACUCUUGACAGAAGAUGUUGUUGGUGUUUCCAUAGUUGGAAUGACUGGACUUGGGAAGACUGCGCUUGCUAGAUCCAUACUGGAUGAUGCAAGUUUAAGACACCAUUUCCACAUAAUUUGGUGGGGUCAAGCAGCUGGUAGGCUCAAUAAUGUCAGAACCCGUGAGUUUCGUCGUGCCAAAGCUCGUGUUCAUUUGUCCACUCGUUCCUUGCUUGUUUUAGAUGAUCUGCAAGAUGUGUCACCGAGAAACAUGAUGGCUUGGGAAGAUAUUUUCAGAUCGAAAAACCUCCGAUCUGAAACCAAUAAAACAACGCUUCUCAUAACCACGCGUGAUCCAAGAGUGGCGUGGGGUACCAACACCAUUCCAUUUUAUUUGAAGAGAAUGACAGAUCAGGAUUGUAAAGAAUUGAUUAGUUAUAGAGUUUAUCCUGCACUUAUGUCUGAGGUAGAGCGAAACUUCUUUACUCGCAAUGCAAGCCGAAUUGCUCAAAAAUGCAUGGGCAUGCCACUAGUGGCCUGUGUCACUGCACAUACAUUAUGUGCUCAGAUAAGCAGACAUGGAAGUGCCAUUGGAGCCAUCUCGUAUUUUAUGGGAUCAGAUUUGUGGGGAUUAGUCGGACAAGAGAUACUUCAAGUGUUGAGUUUUAGAAAUCCGGGAUUAAGGUCUUCAAAUAAGUUGCUCACAUACUUCUCUUUGUUUCCGCGCGAACACGUACUUAACAAGGAUGAUCUGCUCCAACUCUGGAUGGCAGAAGGUUUCAUUCAGCUAGAAAAGUGGACAAACUGGGAACAAACUGCCAACCAACAUUUUGAUGAAAUGCUACCAGCAUCUAUGAUUGAACCAAGUUCAAUCAACAAUGAAGAAAAUCACCAAGAUCCAUCCUCUUUCCAAGUUCUUGAAAUCACUCGUACCAUUGCUCAAUCUAUUGCCUCUAAUAUGUGUUAUAGCUUUGAUAGAGGUGACGACUCUGACCUUCCAAAAGACACUCGUCAUAUCUCAGUAUGCUGCCAAAACUUUGAAGAUAAUAUAUCUCAGAAUAUUGCUAAAAGAACUCAGUACCUGAGAACAUUUAUUCUGAUGCACAAAUAUGGAACGGACAUUAAGCGAGUGCCUUGCUGUGUAUUUCAGAAGUUCCUGCGUGUGCUGGAUUUGAGUCGUUCUUGUAUAACAACUGUACCCGGAUCCAUAGGUAAACUUAAACACCUCCGCUACCUCGAUCUCUCAUACACCACAAUCAGAUUGUUGCCUGAUGCAACUUGUAAACUUUACGCUCUGAGAAUUCUCAAACUCAAAGGGUGUUCUCAACUUCAACAGCUGCCCAAAAAUUUUCCAACCUGGUCAAUCUUAUUCAUCUUGAUUUAA
Molecule: messenger RNA, 1962 nt
Organism: Beta vulgaris subsp. vulgaris (sugar beet)
Lineage: Eukaryota; Viridiplantae; Streptophyta; Magnoliopsida; Caryophyllales; Amaranthaceae
Product: putative disease resistance RPP13-like protein 1
Exons: 1
Coding region: 1-1962 (653 amino acids)
Biological process (GO): defense response to other organism
Molecular function (GO): ADP binding; protein binding
Source: RefSeq, a predicted model, not a curated record